AAAAACCAACCAUUCAUUUUCAUUUUCAUUUUCAUAUAUUGAUUCAUCUUAUUGUAAGCAGCAUCCCAAAAAAUACGGUUCAACUUCUUAUGGGUUCUUCUCUUCCAUCAUGGACCUUCUUCAAACCCUAAUCUUCAUCUUCAACUUCAACCCUUUCUCCAUGUUCAGCCGCCGGGGAUUAUUGCAGCUGGCCAGAAAAUUCACUUGUCAUGUGGUUCUGUCAUUAAUCUUAUAUUACUUUGUUGCGUAUGAAUUAUGCUCUGUGAAUGGCGUACAAAAUUCACCAGAUUAUGAUGCCUGUGCAUCUUUUGAGAAAAGCUACCAUUUCGAUUCUUCAGACACCACCGUUAGUGACUCUCGUUUAAGCCACGGGUUUCCAGCUGCCCACAACGGUUUUGGAAAUGUGUGUCCAAGCAGUCAUUUGUUUUGCUUUCCUUCAUUGUUGGAUGGGUUUUUUCGCGGCGAUAAAAUUAAAAGGGAAGCGUCUGUAGAAGAAUCUGGUAGUCAGUUCAAAAGUCCACAUUGUGUAGAAUUAGCUCAAGAUAGUUUGCAGGCAAUUAACAAAAGCUGGUCAUCUGACUUUGGUGUGUUUAGGCUACUUAGUGGAGGGGUUAUCUCAUGUUCUCUGAACUCGAAAGGGGGAUUGAAUGAGGUACCGUCUCUUCAAACUGAGAUUGGUAGUAAAAAUGAUAUUUCCUCGUGCGGAGGCUCUUUACUUAAGCUGAAGUCAAAACAUAUUCGGCCAAAGACCUCUGAGGUAUCGACCGAAUCAAGUUCCUUGGAUGGUUCUGUCUCACCUAAUAUAAAGAUUGGCCCUACGGUAUUGGACUGGGGACAAAAGUAUUUACAUUCUUCUUCAGCAGCUUUUUUAACUGUGGCGAAUACAUGCAAUGAGAGCACAUUGCACCUCUAUGAACCAUUCAGCACGGAUUUACAGUUCUACCCCUGUAACUUCAGCGAGUUUUCGCUAAGGCCUGGUGAAUCAGCUAUAAUUUGUUUUGUUUUCUUCCCUAAGAGUCUCGGCUUCUCAUCAGCAAGCCUGAUUUUGCAGACAAGUUCUGGUGGAUUUGUAGUAGAGGCUAAAGGACAUGCUACCGAGUCUCCUUUUGGAAUUCAGCCAUUAUUGGGGGUGGAAAUCUCUCCUGGUGGAAGAUUGAGCAGGAAUUUUUCGUUGUUCAAUCCCUUCGAUGAACCGCUUUACCUGGAAGAAAUAACAGUUUGGAUAUCAAUAUCUUUGGGGGAUAAUUAUUCUGUUGAAACUGAAGGAAUUUGUAGCGUAAAUCAUUUUCAGGUUUUUGAUACCCGUCUCUCCCCAACCGUUAAGGAUCGUUUGGUUGUGAGGAGUAGUCAAGUAGGGUCACCAAUAGUAGCAAUUAGGCCACAUAGGAAGUGGAAUAUUGGUCCACAUAGCUCCGAAACUCUCUUCGAGGUUGAUAUUACAGUUGGAUUUGAGGGAAAAAUCUUUGGUGCAUUUUGUUUGCAUUUACUGAGAUCCUCACAAGACACGUCUGAUACUAUUAUGGUUCCUAUUGAAGCUGAAGUUGAUAGUCAUUCUGCCUCUGACACUGUUGGUAAAUUUGUUUCAGCAACUCUUGAGGGUCUUGCCACAUGUGAUAGUGGUGAAAUUGCUCUCACUAUCUCUCUAAGGAAUGAUGCCUCUUUCAUUUUAAGUUUUGUUAAAGUUCUAGAAGUUGCCGACAUGGAGCUUUUCCAUAUCAAGUACAAGGAAGGUUUAUUGCUUUUCCCUGGUACCGUUACACAAGUUGGCAUUAUUUACUGUAGUCACCUUCACUUGGAUUCACCUAAAGUUUCUGACUCCCAAGUGAACUGUAAACUGUCAAUUCUGACAAAUGACUCGAGUAGUCCCCUGAUUGUGAUUCCAUGUGAGGAUAUAUUAUAUAUUUGUUCUGAACAUCACAGGCUUUCAUCUGCUGGAGUAGAAGACAAGUCUAAACACAUCGAAGCUCGCAAUACGAGGGAAGGGUAUGUCAGCAGAAGUAUGCAAUUGCCACCAAAUGUCAAGGUUUUAGAGACAACAGGAGAUGAGCUAGUUCUUGAAAACUGGAAGUCUCAAGGAACAAUGAGUGGCAUGUCGGUACUUGAAGACCGAGAGAUGCUAUUUCCAAUGAUUCAGGUCGGAAGUUAUGUCUCUAGGUGGAUCACUGUGAAGAAUCCAAGCCAACAUCCAGUUAUGAUGCAGCUUAUCUUGAAUUCAGGAGAACUAAUUAACGAGUGUAAGGGACUACAUGAUUUAUUAAACCCUUCUUCUUCUGGCAGUUUGGUCGUCGAUGAAGGUGCUACUCCAACAAAGUUUGGAUUUUCAGUACCAGAGAAUGCGCUGACCGAGGCUUAUGUGCAUCCUUACGAUCAUGUAACUUUAGGGCCAAUUAUUUUUUAUCCAUCCGAUCGUUGCAGCUGGAGUGGUUCUGCAUUGGUAAGAAACAAUCUUUCAGGUGUUGAGUCAAUACCUUUAAGAGGAUUUGGAGGGUUGCUUUCUCUAGUUUCUCUUGAUGAGAGUUCUGAGCAUGUUCAUAGUGUAGACUUUGAUCUUAAAAUGCCUAAGCUGCUCAAUUUUUCUCUUCCCUACUCUUUACUUCACACAAAAGAGAUAACUUCUCUCUGUUCACAACCUUUAGUGAAAGAGUUAUAUGCCAAGAACACGGGAGACUUGCCCUUGGAGGUUAAAAGUAUCCGAGUUUCUGGGAGAGAAUGUGGGUUGGAUGGAUUUAAGAUUCUUAAUUGCAGGGGUUUCACUCUUGAACCGGGGGAGUCAAUCAAACUUACGAUGUCAUACCAAACCGAUUUUUCUACAGCUUAUGUGCAUCGGGACCUUGAACUUGCAUUGGAUACUGGUAUUUUCCUGUUACCAAUGAAGGCAAGUUUCUCACAUGAUAUGCUAAGUAACUGCAAGAAGUCCGUGUUUUGGACGCGGGUUAAAAGAACUCUUUUUGGAUUCCUUCUUGUUGCAUCUUUAAUAUGUUUUGUAUUUUGGUUCAUAUCCCCUCAAAGCACUGUGUUGGACUCCUUGGAUUUCUCACACAUGAGUGACGGUAACUUGGUCCACACCACCGCUAUGAAAGAUGGUGGGAAAACCUCUUUGCUGGAUCACAACCAGAGGAAGAGUGGUAGUUAUUCAUAUGGUAUAGGAAAUCCGUCGGAACAUAGAACGUCUCAACAUCCGACACAGACUUCUGAAAACCAUCAUUCUCUGGAUACUCGAGUUCCAAGCUCCGAACAAAUGAAAGCAUCUGAGAAUGGUCAUCUUGUGGUCAAAACUGGUAAAGAUAAAGGUAGAAGAAGAAAGAGGAAGAAUCUUGGUGCGAAAUUAACAGCAUUGUCUGAAGUUUCAAGUAGUCAAAGUGGCAAUUCUACACCCUCAUCCCCCUUAUCACCAGUUACUAUGCCUAAAUAUAACUGGCCAUUGUCUUCUGAUGUAGAGCAACCCCUUGAGACUCUUGGUUCAACAACAUCGGUGGCUGCGCAACAUUCUGUGAACAACCAAGGUUCUGUUUUGAAGCCUGCUUUUCCUCAAGUGUCACAUUCAGCUUCAAGACGCGCUGCGACUGCUAAUAUAACUGUUAAGUUACCUCAUGCUACUUCUCCCUUUCGCGCUGGCACUCAUACACCUUCAUUGUUGUCAUCAGAAUGUACUGUUGCUACUUCACAUGCUAGAGCUCCUGGAUCAGAACUUGAUAACCAAAAAGAUGUUCGAGCUGAAGAAGUGACAGGACCAGCAGAUGAGUAUGAAUAUGAUAUUUGGGGCGAACAUUUUUCUUUACCUCACUUGUUAGUUCCGAAAAAUGUUACUCACAUGAAGCCGAGUCCUGUGACCAACAAUAGUUUCGACAGCUUUUUUGUAAGGGGUCCUCAAGCCCUUGUGACAAAUUCUCAAGAAGGAUAAUUAAGUUGAAAAAUAAAAAGCUAGCAUAGCUGCUAUUACUACUACUACACUCAUGCACACUCACUAUGAUCAACUAGUAGUGUAAAACAAAUUAUGAUGUUGUGAAUAUUUUAACCAAAUCAGUGCAUGACAAAAAUCCUAUACA
Messenger RNA from Medicago truncatula (barrel medic), 4046 nucleotides. RefSeq lists its product as uncharacterized. Gene Ontology annotation, cellular component: membrane. Bases 110 to 3901 code for a protein of 1263 amino acids. The transcript has 3 exons. NCBI's taxonomy places the organism in Eukaryota, Viridiplantae, Streptophyta, Magnoliopsida, Fabales, Fabaceae. The record is from RefSeq and is a predicted model, not a curated record.